This is a messenger RNA of Soboliphyme baturini, 1461 nucleotides long. The record is from the annotation of a GenBank genome assembly. Lineage: Eukaryota; Metazoa; Nematoda; Enoplea; Dioctophymatida; Soboliphymatidae.
AUGAACAGUUUUGAUUACCUGCCGUUCUUCAACGAAGAGCUCGUUCCGAAGCUUCUGGAAGACGUCUUAGAUUGGGCACUGAUACAUGGAUUAUCGUUCCGUCGCAAAGGUUCGCCAUGUAAAUAUUCACUGACAGCUGCCCCCUUUACUCUGUUGCCGUCGAAGUUUCCUGCUGACGUCUUCUUCGACAUGCUCUCCUUGCAGCCGGACAUGGGCUCACUUUACCGCCGAAUCGCUUAUGAUUUCGAUUUUGUAAAAUCGGCUUUACAAGGCGUAGGCACCGUCGAUAAAUUCGUCGAGAAUUUGUUGAACAUUUACAAAACGGUCGAAAAAGAGGGUAUAACUCAGCCUCUGUCACUUGACGUUCAACGGUCCGAUUACAUGUGUAGCCUAAACCAGGAGACGCAUAAAGCCUCUGCGAAACAGAUCGAGGUGAACAACAUUGCGGUGAGUUUCGCCGGUUUGGCGUCGGUAUGCUCGCAGUUGCAUAAGUGGCUUUUGAGAUUGCUGAUGUGCGGGAACACUGGCGUCGUCGAAACAAAUCUGCCGGCGAACGAUUCGCUCCAAACCGUUGCUGCCGCUCUUGUUGAAGCGUGGAAAUUAUAUGGUCAACAGCAGGCAGCAAUUCUGUUUGUAGUGGAAGAGGUGACUUUGAAUGUCUCGGACCAGCGGCUUAUCGAAUAUGCAGUGUCUGACUUGACUGGUGGUAAAGUUCGUGUUCUGCGUUUGACUCUCGGUGACUGCUAUCGGCGAUUGAAAUUGGACGAAAGUCGCGGUCGAGCGUUGGUACUAACUGACGAUGACAACUGCGAAAUCGCUGUCGCCUAUUUUCGUACUGGUUACGUGCCGGAACAGUACGAUGGAGACAAUUCAUGGGCAGCCAGGAUGCUUAUCGAAAGGUCACGAGCCAUCAAAUGUCCUUGGAUCGGCUACCAGCUGGCGGGAACGAAGAAGAUUCAACAACUGCUGACGAAUGCGGACAUUUUGAGACGCUUCGUCAGUGACGACCGUAUGGCCUCGAAGAUACAAAGUACGUUUGCAAACAUGUAUGGUCUGGAAGCAGAAAGCGCCGAUAUUCAGACAGUCAUCGAUAUGGUGCUGUACAAUCCUGGCGCUUUCGUGAUGAAGCCUCAGUUGGAAGGUGGAGGUAACAAUUUAUUCGAUGAAGACAUUGUUAAUGUGCUGAAAACCGCCUCUCCUGAAUCAUUGCAACGAUUUAUCAUCAUGGAUCGAGUAUUUCCGUUGGAGCAUCGCAACAUUAUUGUGCGCUCUGAAACGGGCGAGAUUGUCCCCCGUCGAGUGGUGAGUGAACUGGGUAUUUUCGGUUGCAUGAUCGGCGACGAUAAAAAUAUUCUGUGGCAACUGAAUAAGGGCCAUCUACUGCGGACUAAGUUGUUUGAGACCAACGAAGGGGGCGUCAUUGUCGGAGCAUCUGCCCUAGAUAGUCCGUACCUUUCUUAA